Molecule: messenger RNA, 2005 nt
Organism: Pararge aegeria (speckled wood butterfly)
Lineage: Eukaryota; Metazoa; Arthropoda; Insecta; Lepidoptera; Nymphalidae
Product: zinc finger and SCAN domain-containing protein 2-like
Exons: 12
Coding region: 98-1690 (530 amino acids)
Biological process (GO): regulation of transcription by RNA polymerase II
Cellular component (GO): nucleus
Molecular function (GO): RNA polymerase II cis-regulatory region sequence-specific DNA binding; DNA-binding transcription factor activity; zinc ion binding
Source: RefSeq, a predicted model, not a curated record
GCCGUCAUCAUGUCAUUUAAAGUUCCGGUUACAAUUUAGGGAAUUUUGUUGAAGCAAUAUUUUAUUUUGCCAAUUACACACUGAUUUAUUAUGAAAAAUGGAUUGGCAAUUAACGUGUCGCGUUUGUCUGGAAACAGGCGACAUGGUUUCACUAUUUGAUUGGGACGAAAAUAAUGAACAGCUCGGCGACAAGUACACCUACUGUUGUGGCGUGGAGGUGUCCAAAAAUGAUUCGUUACCGACGCUGAUAUGUUUAAAUUGCGUGGACCGUCUUACAUACGCCUGCCAGUUCAGAAAACAGUGUCUAUCCUCGAACGAAACUUUAAAAGAGUGUCUCGAAGAAUUUUGGAAUACUUCACAGGCUGUUUCUGUGAAUAAAGGCGAAGAAUCAAACGAAACUGAGACAAUUACAAUCAAGCAGGAAAAUGGACUCCUAUUGCAAUAUGAGUUGCCAGUUGAGCACGAUCCGCAAGCUAAAUGGACACGGACAAUUAUUAAAACUCCCUCGAGUACAGUGGUUACUAAAGCACCAGGCCAAAGGAAGAGGGGGCGACCUAGGAAGUAUCCUAAUGAACAGGGGCAGAUUGAUGUAUCUCCAUACCAACGUAAGAAACCAAAGCAGGAAACAAAAGAGCCUGAAGCAUUGACAACUCUACUGGCAACCGGAACUUUGGCACUCAAACAAGAACCUGAGGAGCAUGAUGAUGUUUUCCCAGAUUUAGACGCGGACGCCGCAGAUGACCCCGACUUCACACCCGAGAUGGAUGACGUGGAAUCAGAACCUGAACAGAAAAAAGAGGCCCCACCUCCAAAGAAACGCGGCAGGCCUCGCAAAGCGCUCCAAGAGAGCCUGAAGCCCAAAGACGAAGAAAGUGAAGACAUGCUAUUGAAAGAAACCAUCAUGGCUUUCUCUGAACCCAUACCGGAUCACAUACUCAAUCCCAAAGCAAAGAAACGAAAGCCGCAGCCUAAAAAGAAAUAUGUUUACGAGAAGACACAUGUAUGUGAAACGUGUGGAGCAUCUUUCACGUCCAACGCAUCGCUGCAAGCUCACAUACGAAGACAUUUGGGUAUCAAGCCAUUCGUGUGCAGCGUUUGCGGUUACGCUUGCGUCAUGAAAGAAGCGCUGAAGCGUCACAUGCUGAAACACACGGGCGAGAAGCCGUACAAGUGUCGCAUCUGCGAUCGACGGUUCACCGACUACGGCACCCGGCAGAAACACGAGAGGUUGCACAUGGGCCUGCGUCCAUACCAAUGCGCAUUAUGCGGCAAGUCGUUCACCUAUUCCUACGUGCUGGCCAAUCACAUGCUCACGCACACUGGCGAGAAAAAGUAUUCAUGUGUUCCGUGCAAUAAGAAAUUCACGAAGGCUCAUCACCUCAAGUACCACAACAAAGUGCACCACAAAGACAUAUACAUCCAGCAGCAAAUAGAACAGGAGGCCAAGAAGAUAAGGCAACAGUUGAACGUAACCAACAUAAGCGGAGUCGUCACUGGGCAGAUUGUGGAUGGACAGCUUCAACUCAUCCAAACCACUUCUGAAGACGGUGAACACGACGCACAGAUGCAAGUUGUCGAAGAACUCGAUGAAGAAGAAGAUACCGAAGAAAGGGAGACAGAUCGCGCAGUGGCGAAUAUGCAAGGGGUUGUAUUAGACGACGAUUAUACAAUAGUGGUGGACAGCAAAUAGUAAAUUAUUUAUUUAUUAAUAGUAGCAAUCAUCAUGAAAUAGUUUUUAAUUAAUGCAUUAAUUAUUUGAUAGGUUUAAGUGAAUCUUGUUAGUUGAACAUAUACUAUUGUUUAAUAAAAAGUAAUACUUUAAAAAGAGAUGUUACGAAUAAUGUGUCAUCAAUAGCCCGUAACAGUCCACUCCACUGGACUAGAGGCAGUGGCGUGCGUAGCGGGUAUGAACGUAUGCAGACGAUAUAAAAAAAAACCUGUGAGGGACGGAAAAAAACGGGACGCCUGGCAGAUGUGAAACAUCGAAAUUGUUUGCUGUAAGUUA